UCCGAGUUCUUGCGCUCAAAGGUACCUGGAUAAUCUUGCGUCAACCCCCAACCAAGGAGACCGCCCGCGUCAGGAAAGAACAAGAGUUGAACCCCGAAAAUGGCAGCCAAAUCACAGUAGGUUCCUGCAUCAGCGGGGCAUGGUCCGUGCUCCUAUCUUAUCCAGAUGACUCCAGUCCGAUCCCGCUUGCUGCGACUGCCGCGCCCCUGCCGGACCAAGAGUUGGGGACCUGGCUGCAGCUCCAUUUAGCGCAGCCUUCCUCAGCCUUCUUUCCGCAUCUCGACACCCGGCUUCGAUCCUUGAUACAAAGCUCAUUGCUCAAUUUUGCGGUUGCCCGGGGACCCGAGCCUAACGAAGCCGCACGUCUCACCGCACAACAGUCUUGGCGAAGCAACGGCCAGCCAAGACAUCCUCACAAUGGACUACGUCCAGCAGCGCGUUGCGCAAGCAGCCUCCAACCUGGACACAUUCACCAACUCGUUCUUCACCCCGCUGAACGCUUUCUUCCUCUCCGUCCUCCUCUACACAGCCUACGCCUUCCUCCUCCGCCCUUCCCCGCCAGCUACGCUGCCCCGCGAGCCGCCCGCCAUCGUCUUCCGCACCUUCACCCCGCGCACCCUGCUGCCCUACAACGGCACGAACGACAUGCCUGUCUACCUGGCCGUGCGCGGCCGCGUGUUUGAUGUCACCCGCGGACGCAACUUCUACGGGCCCGGCGGGCCCUACGCCAACUUUGCUGGGCGCGAUGCCUCGCGCGGCCUGGCCUGCGGCAGCUUUGACGAGGAUAUGCUGACCAAGGACCUGGAUGGCCCAUUGGACACGCUGAGCGAUCUUGGACCGGAGGAGUUAGAGGCUCUCAGGGGUUGGGAGGAAAGGUUUGAGGAGAAGUAUCUUGUUGUGGGGAGGCUGGUGUCGGUUGGGGAGGAAGGGGAAGAGGAUUAGGGGAGGAGUCAAGGGGGGUCCACGAUUGCACGGUGCGAUGGAGCCAAGCAGCGGGAGUUGAUUCGAAGCGGAACAAAGGGAUAUGUCCAUGGUUUGGGCAGCUAUGGCGUUAUGGGUCUCCUUUUUCAAGACUUUGAAGGAUGGAGGAUAUCUUUAUGGAUGGCUGCUCGGGAAUGUUUGAAACCGGACUUCGGUACGUCAAGGAAAAUAGAUUCUUGUUCUCUUACCAAGCAGGUACUCUCUCCUGGGCCCGAACACACAAAUCUACCACACGGCCUUGACCGCAUCCGCAGGUUUUCACUCAAUUGCACACACGGUUGCCCUUGAUUCUCGUCAUCACAAACCUCAUCUAGCUGGCACCAGAGGCCCUCACAUUUCCCACACUCUCAGCCCGUCAUCACCAUCCUCUGGCCAUCCCCCGCGACAUCAUGGAACAGAAUUGGCAUACAACGUUAUACGUAACGACCGUCUUCCUCAAGACCCUCCUCACCAUCUCGA
Messenger RNA from Parathielavia appendiculata, 1440 nucleotides. Its product is annotated as cytochrome b5. Gene Ontology annotation, cellular component: membrane; endomembrane system; endoplasmic reticulum. Lineage: Eukaryota; Fungi; Ascomycota; Sordariomycetes; Sordariales; Chaetomiaceae. The transcript has 2 exons. The record is from RefSeq and is a predicted model, not a curated record. The coding region runs from base 418 to 942 and encodes 174 amino acids.